CUGGUGGUUCCCUGACAGUAUGUAUGUGUGUAUUUAUUUGUUUAUUUAUUAAUUUAUUAUUAUGUCAUUUUAUAUUUUUAUCCAAGAGUGCAGUCUGAAAGCUGAGGGCGAAAGUAAAAGGAACAGAGACUCCUCCUCCCUUAUUCCUCCUCUGUGUUUGCAUCAUUUCAGCUGAUUCACUGCACAUCAAGAAACUGGGCUGGGUUUCACCAUCAAAAUGAUUCCAGAAAAGAGAAUUUUUGUCAUAGUCUUUGGGAACACCAUGGAUUCCCACAAGACCUUUCUGGAUCAACUAACAAUUUCAAAUAAAAUUCGUGAAGUACAAUCAGUAAAGGACAGUGAUGUCAUCAUUGCUUUUGUCUCAAUUCAAUCUCAUGCUGGAACUGACAUUUCAGCUGCAAUGGAGGGAAUUCCUGAGGGUAAACCUGUCAUUCUUGUGGCUCUCCACCACACAUUUAAUCCAGAUGAAAUGGUUCCAGACAGCAAAUACUGUGUGAACCGGACAGAUGUGUUUUCCGUAGACUGUCUCUAUCAUAAAGAUCAUAAGCUGCUGAGAUGUCUGCGCAAUGACGAUGCAAUCAGAGCAGUGAAGAUACACCUUGGAGCAGAUGACUCCUUCGAGAUUACAUCCAACAGACGCACAUGGACAGCUAUGGAAAUUGCUGUGAUUAUUCUGCUUAUUGUUGUGGUUUUUGUUGUGGGCAUCAGUGUGGGUUUUGGGCAAGGUAUUGGAAAUGGUAUUGGAGUGUUUAUUGUAUUGGGUAUUGUUGCCCUCAUUGUUGCAAGUAUUUAUCUGUGUAGCGGUUUGCGUAAUAAGCUUGUGUCACGCUUUAUCUAAUACAUAAUAAUUUUAAUAUUAUUUUCUAAAUUUUUCUCCAUCUAAAUUGUCUAAAACAUAACAUAGUUUUAUUAAAUGAUUAUAUUUGUGACAACUUUAAAACCUGGAUGCAGAGAGUCACAUGUCACUUGUUUAACACUGACAGGAUGUUUAAAAUAACAUAGACUUAGGGUUUAAGUUAAGGUUUGAGGUUAGGGUUAGAAGGAUAUGUUAAGGCUAAAGGUUAGGGUUAGAAAAAAAAUUUUAUUUAUCUGAAUAGAGCUGUUGGGCUGUUGUAACAAUAUUCAGAUUUUUUUUGGAUUUGUUAAAAGAAAGGCAAUGGCGGUACGUCAAAGUUUCCAUUUCCAUAUUUUUAUUUCCUGUGUCUUUGUACAGUGUUCUUAAUAGUCACAAACUAAAAACAUUUCCCCCUAUCUUACAAAAGCUACCCAUCCAGGAGAGUUUAUAAAGCUGAUUGAUGCCACUUUUCAGACUCACAGCAUCCAUUAAGUAGUUCACCGUUGGGCAUGAUAUAAUGAAAUUUCAAAAUGUACAUAAAUAUACAACAAAUUCUGAAGUUCUGUGUAAUAAUGUGUGUGAAAAUGUCUGCUGCAUGUAAAUAAAUAAACAAGCAAACAAACAAGCACUUUCAGAAAUUGAUUUUAAUUUGCACAAGUAGAAGGUAAAACUACUUAGUAAAAUUAACUGCUUUUUUCUAGCAUGUUUAAUUUUUUUUUUUUCAGAGCCAAUUUACGUACCUUAGUAAAUAUAUCUUUGGGUUGUUAUAUUACGAUUUGUGUACAUUUCUUGAUUAAUGCCAAUGUUUGUCAAAAUUUCAUGUGAA
This is a messenger RNA of Silurus meridionalis, 1661 nucleotides long. RefSeq lists its product as uncharacterized. The coding region runs from base 218 to 838 and encodes 206 amino acids. Lineage: Eukaryota; Metazoa; Chordata; Actinopteri; Siluriformes; Siluridae. The record is from RefSeq and is a predicted model, not a curated record. The transcript is spliced from 4 exons.